AUGUCUAAUCCAAAGUCCAAGUUUGAAUCAUUGUCUAAUGAAAUUUUAAUGAUUGUUUUUGAACAUAUUGAAGUUGGAAAUCUAUUUUAUAGUUUUUAUAAUUUAAAUCAAAGAUUAAAUUAUCUAUUACUCGAUCAUCCUCUACAUUUUUACUGCACGAUUCGUAGUGACAGUAAUAGAAACAAUGGACAUUUCUUUCGUCGACUAUAUAAAGAUAUUAUUCUGCCUAAGAUUUCUAAUCAUAUACAAUCAUUAACAUUAAUUCAAUGUGAUGAUGAUGAUGAUGAUAUGUUAAAAACCUACUACGAUGAUUUAUUUCAUUUUAAAAAUGAAGAUAAAAAAUUUGUAUCUUUACGAUUAUUAACAUUGGAUAAUUUAGCUUUAAAAGACAUGGAACGUAUCCUUAAUCAAUGUAGUGGUCUACCAAAUAUAAAAUGUUUAAUUAUUUUUAAUGCAGAUUCAAAAGAGAACAUUAAAAUAAGUUCCAUUAUGAAAAUAAAUUCACUUUGUUCAUUUGAAUUGAGCGUAAAGAAAGAAAAAUAUUCCAUCUUAAAGCCACCAUAUUCAUUUAAUAUGAAUGAUAUGACUACGAUGACAACAACAUUAUUAAAUUCGAUAAAAUAUUUAACAUUACACAAUUGUUUUGCAUUAGAAAAUUUAUUCCUGUUAUGUGAACAUUUACCACACCUCAAAUUUUUAACUUUAAAUGAACUUAAUCUUUGGUAUAAAAUGAACAAUAUUUUUUCACCAUAUCCGUUAAAAUGUAAAGUAAAAUUUCAUUUAAGAAUUGGUUAUAAUACAAAUUUUAAUCAUAUUGAAAUACUUUUAAGUAAUAUGCCAAAUUUAUAUUCGUUAAAUAUUGAAGGUGGUAUUGAAUUCGAUUUGACAUUAUCAGAUGGCAACAGCAGCAGUUUUCUCAAUAGUAAACGAUGGGAACAUUUAUUAAUCAAAUUAACGAAUUUAAAACAGCUUUUUAUUGAUUUAAGAACGGGAUUUAAUGAUGAUAAAAAAAGUAUCCUAGGACAUGUAAAAGAUAUUUUAAUACCAUCGUUUCAUAAAAAUGAUUUUUUAUUUAAAAAAUGUAAUUUUUUUCUUAAAGUCUAUCCACAACAUAAUGAUAAAAAUUUUUAUCAUUUACGUAUAGUAGUUUGUAAUGAUACACUGUAA
Molecule: messenger RNA, 1167 nt
Organism: Didymodactylos carnosus
Lineage: Eukaryota; Metazoa; Rotifera; Eurotatoria; Philodinida; Philodinidae
Source: the annotation of a GenBank genome assembly